AUGAACUACCGGCACAUUCUCGUCGUGCUGGUGGUGUUUCUCAUUGUGUUUGAGGGAGGUUAUUUGAUCUACUCGCAACACGGCGGGACAUCGAGCUCGGAGGGCGAACGCUCGCCCGAAGCCGACAUCCCACGCGCUCAGCUUCCGCUCAGCACCAGUCUCAAGCGCUGCAUGGAUAUUGAAACACACAUUCGCGUACUUGAAACCACGUUUGCGUCAUCUCAAGCCAUCGCUGCGGCGAUUCAUGCCGCGACUGCCCUCAAGAAGACCGAAGCCCUGACCGCGUUAGUGGCCGCCCAGCAGGCUCAACUGGAAGGCGCUUUGCAAGACGCUGGUCGCAUCAAGCUGGAGCUGCAGCAGCAGACCGCUGAAGCCGAGCAGCGGGCGACCCUGCCGGACUCCAGCCGGCCAACCCCUACCUGCCCUACCUGCCCGGUCUGCCAGACCUGCCCUACCCCGGUCUGCCAGACCUGCCCUACCUCUAUCUGCCAGACUUGCCCUACCUCUAUCUGCCAGACUUGCCCUACCUCUAUCUGCCAGACUUGCCCUACCUGCCAGACUUGCCCUACCUGCCAGAUCUGCCCCAUCUGCCCUGAUGCCGUCUCCCUAACAACACAAGACCCUUUGCUCGACCCCGAGGUACUCUACGGCACCCUAGACUCGUUGAGCGAUGACGAGGUAAAUCGCUUGGGAACGGUGACAGACCGACCUCGCGAUACUCGCUGCAGCGCACGGUACGGACGCCCAGACGUGGCAAUCGAGUCGGAAGUGCUGUGUGUCAACAGCGUCUUUUAUCCGCACGCUCGUGGUCGCAGCGGUGUUCGCACAGACUCUCGGCCACGUCCUCAUGGCGAGCCGGUCGUUCCAUCUCGUUGGGACUAUGUCGAAAGCAAGGACAGGAUGCGCGAGCGCUUUGUGGCCCGCGCACACGAACUGUCCAUCCCCAAUCCGCCAGCGCCCUUUCGAACCAUGUCGCAGAUGAUGUGCGAUCCGUUCGUCGCUCGCCCACCGCGUGUCGCGUUCAUUGUGACGGGUGCCUUCCGCGCGUUCUUUCAACCGCUCGUCCACCAGUCUUUGCGCCACUAUGUGAUGGACACCUUUGGUGGAGUGAGCACCGCCUUCUUCUUGUUGAAAGACUUUGAUGUCAGUCCCUUCUCGUCGGACGUCGUCCCACCCACCGAGGAGAAUCUGCACGCGGUGCUCAAGCAGUUUGCCAACAGCGGUAUUACCAUCGGUUCGGUACGCAUCUAUCUCCAGUCAGAAUCUGACGUCGAGGCGAUGCGGGCGGCACACCAGGCCCGCAAUGCACGAAACGAGCUUCCCAAGUAUCGCCUUGUUGUCGAGAAGACGCCACCACUGAUUUUGAGUACAAAGUGCAAAUUCGCGCCGUUUUCCUGGCUGGCCGAUCCAAUCAAUCUGCCGCGCUUUGUGGGACAGUUCACAGACAUUCACGAUUGCUACCAUAUGGCGCUAGAUUACGAACUUGAAACAAACCAAAAGUUUGACUGGUUUGUGCGGGUGCGCUCUGAUACAGUGUUCUUCAUGCCGAUCGAGCCGUUCUGUCGCUACACACGAUACGGGAUUCAUGUGCCGUGGGAGGUGGAUCAAUUCGUACUUGCGCCACGAGAGUUUGCGAGUGCCUUUUUCGACCUCAUCGACCACCGAUAUUGGAAUUGCACCUUCCCGGACGGCUUCAUUAACGAGGUGGACUCGGAGACAGUGACAAUGAACUCCUUCACAGAUCACCAACUCCAGGUGCACAUGCAUUACUCGUUCGUCUUUGGCGUAAUGCGACGCACCGGUGCUGGCACCAUGCAAGUGUUUUACGAGGCGGACGAGUACCACAGCAGUGCGCCGCCUGUCCUUGCCAGCGCCGUUGUUGAAGCUUUGCGUGCCUAUGUAUAGUUGUUAUUUUUGCUUGCCGCGCGCUCCCCUCAGUAAAAGUGCUGUGCAGCUUCCACUUUCAAUCAUUGUUGCCG
Molecule: messenger RNA, 1979 nt
Organism: Capsaspora owczarzaki ATCC 30864
Lineage: Eukaryota; Filasterea; Ministeriida; Capsasporidae
Exons: 1
Coding region: 1-1905 (634 amino acids)
Source: RefSeq, a predicted model, not a curated record